AUGGAUGGGAGAGAAGGGAUUAAUGUACAAGGCUCAUCUUCGUACUUCCUCAACAAUAGAGAUGGGUUUGGUGGUACCGGGCCUUUUGUCCGUGGCCCGGACGGGGGUUUACAGGUGUCGCAUCCCAUUUACAAGAAUCUCUCUAACCACCCAAACAUCUCAUUGCACCCAAAUGCAGGGAUCACUGGGAAUGAUCCUGUGAGUGAGUCCUCAGCAUUUCGUGUUGAGAACUCAUCGCUUAAUAAUGAUAUAAGCAGUAGUAAUAAUAAUAACAGUUACACUCAAGGAAUGAGCAUAGCUGUUGUGCCUGGUGGGUCCCAUGGAGGUGUUGAGACGACGGAGAAGAAGAAGAGGGGUAGGCCCAGGAAGUAUGGGCUUGAAGGGUCACCGAAAGUAACUUUGAAACUAUCCUCUCCUGUUCCGAAAAUGCCCUCGUCUAGUGAUCCAAACACUUCUGGGGAAAAACCGAGAAAAGGGAGGCCGCCUGGAACUGGGUGGAAACAGAAACUUGCUCAUCAUGGCGAUUGGAUGAACAGCUCAGCCGGGCAGGCUUUUACACCCCAUGUUCUUCAUAUAGGAGUUGGAGAGGAUAUUGCGGCAAAAAUAUUGGCAUUUGCACAACAGCGAUCGAGAGCUUUAUGCAUAAUAUCGGGGAGUGGAUCGGUUUCUUUGGUGACCCUAAAGCAACCUGAAACUCCUUCUAGCACUGUAACUUUUGAGGGUCGUUUUGAGAUCCUUUGUUUGUCGGGUUCUUAUUUGGUGGCUGGGAAUGAUGGUUCGAGCAACCGGGCUGGAGGUAUAAGCAUAUCUUUGUGCAGUCCGAAUGGCCAUACGCUUGGGGGGGCAAUAGGCGGCAAGCUUAUUGCAGCCAAUAAUGUUCAGGUGGUGGGGUGCAGCUUUGUGUACGAUGCUACGAAGGGAAAACUGAGACCCGAGUCCCAAACGGAUGAACGGAAACUUCUAGAACAAUCUUCGGAAAAACCGUACACCCCUUAUAAUGCUGCCACUGGCCAAAACACUAAUUCAGGACCAGGUGAUUGGCAGCUAAGCUCACAACGGGAUGUGGAAAGCUCUCAAGAGGAUUUUGACCUCUCUCGUGGAUGA
Messenger RNA from Striga hermonthica, 1104 nucleotides. NCBI's taxonomy places the organism in Eukaryota, Viridiplantae, Streptophyta, Magnoliopsida, Lamiales, Orobanchaceae. The record is from the annotation of a GenBank genome assembly.